Messenger RNA from Anguilla rostrata (American eel), 6380 nucleotides. It is a transcript of the gene kcnab2a, whose product is annotated as potassium voltage-gated channel subfamily A regulatory beta subunit 2a. The coding region runs from base 878 to 2080 and encodes 400 amino acids. NCBI's taxonomy places the organism in Eukaryota, Metazoa, Chordata, Actinopteri, Anguilliformes, Anguillidae. The transcript is spliced from 16 exons. Gene Ontology annotation, biological process: regulation of action potential; transmembrane transport; potassium ion transport. Gene Ontology annotation, cellular component: membrane; juxtaparanode region of axon; extrinsic component of cytoplasmic side of plasma membrane. Gene Ontology annotation, molecular function: transmembrane transporter binding; potassium channel regulator activity; voltage-gated potassium channel activity. The record is from RefSeq and is a predicted model, not a curated record.
ACAUAUUUACAUUUCAUUUCAUUCCAAGUCUGGCAAUGCUUGUCUUAAAUCUUUGUAUUUCUGAGAUGGUUUUUGAAUCAUUUUAGACAGACCAGGGAUGAACUCCGAGCGAGCUCCUCUUGAUGUUGGUUUUUGUUCCAACCAUUCUUUUAAGGUUACUGAAAAUAUGGGCAACGGACCAUGUUGGGGUUGCAGCCCUGUUUUGAUUAAUGCCUUUUAAUGCAGCAUCCACCCCAAUGUCACGUAAAUGUAAUAACAAUUUUGCACCGAUGUCCGGCAAAAAAAUUCGAAACCACCAGUUGCCCACAUGCAAUUGUGUAAUUGAUUGUGUUUUCAACCAAUGGAAAAACUGUCUCUGGUCUUAAAUUGUAAAGUCGGGUAUGGCUCUUCUUCAGUGGACCGCAGUGUGUAACAGGAAGUGAAACCAGUGAUUCUACGGGUGCACAUGAAGGAAAUUACCCAAUGGCAGCAGUUGCGGUAACAAAAGGGCGGGUGUCAAAAGUAGCGCUGGGUAGGCAUGUUAAAGCGGUAAAAACAAGAAGAGGAUCUGGCGUGGACCGGGUAGUUCGUUGCUGGGAUACAGAAAGGCACCAGUAUUUGGUUCUCUGGAGAAAACGGAUUUCAGAGGCGCUGGAAGCGGCAGAGAGAGAGAGAGUGAGAGAGAGACCUCACAGCUGCACUGUGAGAGACUUUGGUGCUGUGAGUGAGACCCCACGUCAGGGCCCCCUCACCUCCACCCCCGUGACCCCAUGUAUCCCGAAUCCACCGCUGACUCGCCUGCUCGCCUCUCGCUCCGCCAGACUGGCUCCCCCGGCAUGAUCUACAGAUCCCCGAGCCGGGCGUGGGCGUGAGAAAGAGCAGCAGCGCGGGUAGCAGGAUGUUGUCCAUGUCGUAUAGCGAGAGCAUCCGGAGCGGGAUCAACCGCUACCACUCGGACCAGGGCCUGAGUGGGCCGCGCCCCCCCGACCAGGCCCAGCUCCAGCGCCAGCGCGAGCAGCGGGCCGCCGCCCAGGUGCGCAACAUGGAGGACUUCCUCAGAAUGAACUGUCUGGUGCUGGAGGAUUGCGUCUCCUACCAGACCGGUAUGAAGUACAGAAACCUCGGGAAAUCUGGGCUGAGGGUAUCAUGUCUCGGACUGGGGACGUGGGUGACCUUCGGUGGGCAGAUCACAGACGAGAUGGCGGAGCAGUUGUUGACUCUGGCCUAUGAGAACGGGAUCAAUCUGUUUGACACGGCCGAGGUCUACGCGGCAGGGAAAGCAGAGGUGGUGCUGGGAAAUGUCAUAAAGAAGAAAGGAUGGAGGCGUUCCAGUCUGGUGAUCACAACUAAGAUUUUCUGGGGUGGAAAAGCAGAGACAGAAAGAGGACUGUCCAGGAAGCAUAUCAUAGAAGGUCUCAAGGCCUCACUGGAGAGACUACAGUUGGAGUACGUGGACGUGGUCUUUGCCAACCGACCGGACCCCAACACGCCCAUGGAAGAGACGGUGCGGGCGAUGACACACGUGAUCAAUCAGGGAAUGGCCAUGUACUGGGGGACGUCUCGCUGGAGCCCCAUGGAGAUCAUGGAGGCGUACUCGGUGGCGCGGCAGUUCAACCAGAUCCCCCCGAUCUGCGAGCAGGCCGAGUACCACAUGUUCCAGAGGGAGAAGGUGGAGGUGCAGCUGCCCGAGCUCUUCCACAAGAUCGGUGUGGGUGCCAUGACGUGGUCCCCGCUGGCCUGCGGGAUCAUCUCAGGGAAAUACGACAGCGGCGUGCCGCCCUACUCCCGCGCCUCUCUGAAGGGCUACCAGUGGUUGAAGGAUAAGAUUCUGAGCGAGGAGGGACGCCGCCAGCAGGCGAAGCUGAAAGAGCUGCAGGUGAUCGCGGAGCGGCUGGGCUGCACCCUGCCGCAGCUGGCCAUCGCAUGGUGUCUGCGGAACGAGGGGGUGAGCUCUGUACUGCUGGGGGCUUCCAACACUGACCAGCUGAUGGAGAACAUAGGAGCCAUACAGGUCCUUCCCAAGCUGUCGUCCUCCAUCGUGCACGAGGUGGACAGCAUCCUGGGGAACAAGCCCUACAGUAAAAAGGACUACCGGGCCUAACGAGGGGCCUAACGCGGGGCCUAACGCGGGGCCUAACGCGGGGCCCUCCAGGGACCGGGAUCCGGGGCCGGUCGCUACCGGGGUUUGUGCCUGCCGUAAAGUUUGCUUGAGCUUUUAUUUAUUUUAUUUUUUACGAAUAGAAACUGGCACAUGGGGCGAGCGGAGGCUCAGUGCUAUAGGGAGAGGUGGGGGGGGGGGGGAUCCCCAGAGGUCCGGGAGAAGGGCAGGUGGUGGGGCGGGGGGAGAGUAGAGGGAUCUUGUGCACGAGUACUUAAAUCGGCAGUUCGUUUUUAAAACGAGAAGAAAAAAUAUACUAAAAAGCUAAACAAAAAACAAAAAAAGCACACGCUUGCUUGCCCGUUGAAAUAUUCUUGUUUUAUUUCUUUAGUGUUUUUUUUAUACUGAAUGCAUAUAAACAGAAGUAUUAUCGGUAUGAGCGUUUGAUAUGAUCUGUUGCACUUGCACCAUUGUAACUUGCUCAGUUAGGUUUGGUUCGUUGGCGGCCACAAAGGUGUGGGUGGCGUUUUCUCGAUUGGCGGUUCCUCGUGUCUGUCGGUGAAUUGGGGAAACGGCCUCCUGCGUUAGCCUGCGUCCAUCCUGAAGGCCCUUUCGCCAAUUCAAAUAAAUACCAUGUGACCAAAGUUAGCUUUCCUUCCAUUGAACUGGUCUGCGCUGAGCUGUGCUGAGAUGUAUUGAGCUGAAGACGCACUGACUGCUAAAGCCAGAGAUAAUGUUAGCGCAACUCAGUGCUGAGAUGGGUCACAAACAUUCUUCAUGCUACCAAAUAUGGUCCUGGCCUGGAUAGACGUGGUCCUCUUACAGGUUUUGGUCACAGGGUUGGUUUUAACUGGCUAUACCAGAGCACGCCACAGGUUUAGCUGUUGGACCUGGUUCUGUUAUGAGUUCACCUGGUUUGACCUGGUCCUCUUAUGGGUUCACCUGUUGAGUCUGGUUAAUUUUUAUCAGUGUUCAUCGAAGUAGCCUACUGGGUGAGACUCCAGGUGUUUAACAUGCCACGCUGUUGGAGUCUGAAUAUACCACAUGUACAUUCUGGCCAAUAGGAGCACUACUUCUUGUCAGAAGCUCAGGGAUUGGAGCAUAGUUGCGUGCGCGUGUGGCUUAAGGAAGCCGUUUCCCUACCGUACAGAGUGACGUGUCACCUGGCUCAAGCCAAAGACUCCGACAUCUGUGUGUUCCUGGCGUCCGAAUGGAACCAUUCACUUAUUCAUUUACACCAUGUCCAAUCUGAUCCAUCCUUUCUAUAUAUAUAUAUAUGUAUUAUAAUGUGCAUUAUAUAUGUGUAUAUAUUGACACAGAUAUUGUACACAAGAUAUACAUAUAAAUGCAAAUAUGUACUGCAGCUCAUUCUUCUUUCUGUGAAGUUCAUUUAUUUUUUUAAGGUCCUUCAGGGUUGUCUUCAUUUUUUCUCUUAGAGACUGGAGCAUCUGUCUUACUGUAUGAUGUGGUGUGUGUAUAUACAGAGAGAGAGAUGUAAAUGUACUGUAUAUAGACAAUGUAUAUCUCCACAUGUGCAACACACAUUCAUCCAGUUCAUUCCAUGGAUCUUGCUCAUCAUCCAGCCAUUUAACCAAAGGAAGUGUGUGUGUGUGUGUUCUUCAAGGGGGGGUCAAACAAGUCGUACAUCACAUAAAUACAGGAAUACGCACAAUUGCAGCACACUACAAUUCAGUAUACUCCUGCACUCACACACACACAUGCUAUAUCACAUAAAUGCAAGAAUUCUCUCACACACACACGCUGUAUCGCAUAAAUGCCAGAAUACACACACUCACACUCACAGACAUUCCGGUUUGCAUUCAUCCAGGCAGACAUACCUUCGUACGGUUUCCGGAUUUCAGAAAUGAGCUGGGAUGUAAAAACUUGAUAGUGGAUGGGAAGGUUUCAAUACACAAACUAACUCUUCAGCAAAAGAGAUUCAAACUGAUAAAACACAAGACUUCAGUGUUCCAUGAGUAUUCACUUCAGCAUUCCUGCAUUUUCCAUUUCAUAUAAGAAUAUUGCACUGAUUUAACAGGCCUUAAUGAAAAAGUGUGACUGUCCGAACUUUGACCUUAGUUCAGUUUAGUCCAGUUGAAUGAUAAUGUUGCUUACUGUUCUUUCUUCCUAGAGUAAUGCAGAUUCAGUUGAAAGAUAUUUAACAUGGCUCUGGCCUCAUGGUUAUGAGAGUAUUAUUGUACUGAACUGUUUUGACCAAUGAUGUUAGGCUGCAUUUAUUAGCUGUAGGAGAAUAUAGGAAAUUAGCAUAAUCUAGUUAUGUUAUUGAGGUCUUUUUUUCUUCUAUCAUAUUUGUAUUUGAUCAUAUCAGAAGGAAGGUGGGAGGGGGAGGGGGUUGAAAGUGUGUCAGUAUUCAUGUCAGGCACUUAAAGCACCAUGUUGUUCUCGUCAUGUGGACAGGGAGGUAGGAGAUGAAAUGGAGUGGGAGAGAUAGAGAGAUUCCAUGUCUCACAUUCUAUCCAGUAGCUGCUGUACCCAUGUUCAGUAAUAUUGUUCCCUGUCUGGUCUCUGUUUCCCCCAUGUGGCCACUGUGGGUAGUGCAGUACAACAGCCAAGGUGUAAAAGUCUACCCUGUGGUACUGAAUGCUGAAUACCUGUAUUAACAAAUCUGCACAACUGAUCCAAACCCCAGUUGAAUUUGUCUGUGGCCUCUGGCUCCCCCUACUGGCCAAAGAGAACAGCGCCGUUAAAUGCAUCCCAGCUGCAUGUCCACCUGGAAGCUCUUUACUCUGUACAUAUUUAAACGUCAGUUUAAAACAAACACAAAAACAAAAACCAACCUUCUGUUUAAAAAAAUUUAAAAGUUUUCUUAAAAAAAGUUGUGAUAAUCUGCCGCAUGUUUGCCGAAAUAACUUUUGAGGCCAACGCCUUUUCAUGAAGAUUUAACCGGGUGUUUCCACCAUCAGUCUAUGCAUGAGGAUUCCAUCACAAUAAGCACUUUCAGUUUCUGUACUUUGUGCUGCACUGUGAGAAUAUAACAGUACAGAACAGUCACACAAUGCGCAGAGAUCCAUAAUAUGUGUUGUUUCUGUCAUGUUAUUGUUCUUCCCCCUCCAUGUUUGCAUGUGACCUUAGACCGUAUGUGUGCAGUGUGAGUCCCGUCCCCCUCCCUGUGUUUGAAUAGUCCUUACAGCACAUUGGCGCAGGUCAGCAGGCAGGGAAGCUGAAGGUGUGACCUGUAGCUGGUGUGCUCGGCUAACACUAAACCUGCCCGAGAUGGGUGCAUAAAUCCCAGUGUCCCAUCCCAGUGCUUGGUACACACAUGCAUGUGUGCACGUGUGUGUGUGUGUGUCAGACGUGGGUCAGACGUUUAAAGCUUUUCAGCCGUGUUGAAACGUUUCGCUGAGAAGCCGCACGGGUCUUUGCGUUUUCCGCCUGAAUCUCAGUCCUCCUCUGUUUCCCCUCUGUUUUUACAUAUAUAUUUUUGAGGGCCUCUUGUCAGUGUGCAGAAAUGUCUGAAGGGGUGUGUGUUGAGUGCUGGAUGUGCUCAGUCUGAGCACUGAAGUGCACCUCACAGCACAGUCCCACAUUGCAGUCAGGCAGCUGCGGCUGAACCCUUGAGAAAUCCGAGUUAAAAACAGAAAAUGGCUGCCGCUCCCCCGCUCCCCCUGUCAGCAUGUUCAGUUUGUCUUUGCUUUAAUGCGGAUGAAUACACCCCCCCAAAUGACUUCUUUCAUCGCGGGGUUUUCGGUUGGCUGAGUGCAUAGUGUUAAAUGUGACCUUGGCAUUAAAAGGCAUCUACUCUCUCACGGUCGGUAGCUAACGGCUGUGACUGGUACUGGUCUGAGGUGUUUUCGCACUGUGACUUGGCUUGCACGGGGACUGGACGUUCUGCGUUGUGUGAGGCCAAUAAAUGAACCAAUCAGACCUUGGCUGUAGACGAGCAAAAUCGUAGGCAAUAGAGUUUUUAUAGUUUUAUUUUGGUAACAUGCUGCAUUUUAUUCUGUUUGUAAUAAGGUGAUGAUGACUGAAGGAAAUGAUCUGUAUUGUACAUGCCUUCAGACUAAUUCUUCUCUUAAAAUGCUUAGCACUGCUGGAUACACAUUUCACUCUUUCUAGGUACCUGAUGGAGUGUCACAACAGCUUCUGAAUGUACAUAGUUUGAUCUUUGUAUAUAAUAACGGCUGUGAUCACUUCUGCCCGUUUAAUUUUUAAGACUUUAAGACUUUUAUUUCCAUUGGCAGGCACUGCUUAACUGCAUUCUGCUUGAAUCUGAGCAUACGACAUAUGUACAGCUUCUGUAUUUAUGACAUGAAAAUUAAAGUUAUGAAGAAGUGACAAUUAA